Messenger RNA from Caenorhabditis angaria, 583 nucleotides. The record is from the annotation of a GenBank genome assembly. Lineage: Eukaryota; Metazoa; Nematoda; Chromadorea; Rhabditida; Rhabditidae.
AUGAUAUUUUCAAGUGAUCAACGUAAGUUUUUCAACUAACCAGGGGACCAUGCGCAGAACGUUUUAUCAGGCGUAUCCCUAUUAAUCUGAUAAAUUUACUUUUAUGGAGCCCCGAAACCCGAUUUCCGGGUCCCCCAGAAAAAAAAGAAAAUGUAAAAAUUUUGGUAAGGCGCCAGAAAAAUUCUGUGCACGGUUGCGCCAUGGUGUUUGCACACAUUUUAAAGUCAUUUAUUUUUUGCGUUUUUUAAAGGCCGGGAAGUUUUCUCUCUUCAAAAAAUAAACCAAUUCUUACAGUUUGUACCCGCCUUCGGAGAAUACAAAAAUCUCCAGCACCAUCGAAUAAACAAGAAAUCGAACAAUUAUUGAGUAGUGUGAAUGAUCUCAAAUCUUAUAAUCAUCUGUUAUGGCGAACCAUUGAUUCAGUUUUGAAAAGUUCGAGAGAUAAUUCAAAUUUUGUGCGAUAUUUGGCGGAAUGUGGACAUUUUCAAAGUUUCGACUUAUUGAAUUCAUUAUUAGAUCUUCCACGGGUAAAUGUUCCCAUACCCGACUUGUUUUUGAUUAUUAAUGUUUCUUUGAGAGCUGA